CUUCAUUUAUUCUUAUCGAUUUCCAAGUUCCGAGUCGCAACCUUGAAACCUUCGAAUCGGACUUCCAUGUUAUUUCGUAUUGGAAUACCCGACACUGAAUCUACCUAAGACAAGGUCGAAUUCGAGGAUACUUGAUCUGCAUCAGUAGAACCGUACGGAGGUGAAAUGACUUGCAAACGGAAGCGCCAGGAAGCCGACAUCGCGUCCAGAGCAGCUGUAUCGAAGCGAUCCCGCCACACCACAGAACCGGAUUUACUAUCACCGUUAUCUGACGAAUUGCUCGUUCGCAUCCUCAUAUUUCUGCCUCUUCCGGAUCUCCUAAAUACAGCCCCCGUAUCGCGUCGAUUCUACCAUCUAUCUGGCGACUACCAGCUAUGGAAGCGUCUAUACUAUUCGCGCUUCGUCCUGCCCCGCGCCCUUCGCAUACCGGGAUUCCGCGAUGGUUCCGCUAGAGAAGGUAAGCUCCAUUACUCCUCCCGGAGGGCGGUAUGGGCAGAUGGGAGAAGAGGAGGUUGGGUAGAUAUGCACCUUGGAGACCUGGACGACCGAUCGAGGGAUUGGAAGAAGCAGUAUAAACUGCGACAUAACUGGUCUAAGGGAAAAUGCGCCGUCGAGGAAUUACAACUCGGACAGGAGCUACCGUUACCCGACACGAGCCUAUCGCAUAAAGUCCUUGUAAAAGUUACCGAGGGUAUCGCAAUAACGGCGGAUGCAUCUACAGGAUUGCGGGCCUGGGACCUAAAGACGAAACAACUCUUAGCCCAGAUUAAUCUAAGGGAGAUCAAUUCGGAAGCCUCUCCGAGUUGUAUUACGAUAGACGAUCAAAAAAUACAACAUCACAUUUUAGAAAUCGCCAUUGGCUUUACAGAUGGGAGUUUCGGGAUAUGGAAAUUAGACGUGCAGGAGAAGAAGAUACUGUUAAGAUACAGACACAAGGGAUCCAGCAAUGGAGAAUUAGUCGGAAUUGCCUUCUCCCAUCCAUAUAUUUUAACAGCAACCAAAUCUGUCCUUAUUUCCCUUUACACGUUCGACAUUCCUCCCAAGACAGAUCGUUCCAACACUCUAGAACGAGCUGGAGAGAUCCAUGGUCAAUUGGGAGAUUUUGAGAGCGAAUCUGAGGAAGAUUUAAGGAAGAUAGAAGAAGAUCCCAAGCGAGUAACUCUUCGAGCACCCUACCUACUUACAUCACUUAAGUCGCAUACGUCGAGGACUCCUUUGGCCUUGUCUAUUAGGAAGACGACUGCUAGUACUAUAGCUUCGAUAGCUUAUACAUUCUCAACCUUUCAAGGCUGGUCCUUGGGCAUCCAAGAUUUACAUUUACGCCCUCCUACUUCCCGGUCAAAACACACACCGGAUAUUUCAACAACUCGAUUGGCUUAUACAUUACCAGUCCGAACUAACUCUUCUCACGUUCCAUCGCCACCAAUAUCACCAACCUGGCAUACAAGCCUGCAAUCUUCGCAUCCAGACGACGAAGGCAUUGAUGGGCCCACCAAUUUAUGUUAUACGCACCCUUAUCUUCUUGCAACUCUGCCAGAUAACACAUUAAUUUUAUACCUUUGCACGUCCAAUGCGACUUCAUUAUCAAUAUCGCCUGGUAUCCGGCUUUGGGGACAUACAUCCGGCAUAAGCGACGCCGAAAUAACGGCCCGCGGAAAGGCGGUCAGUGUUAGUUCUCGGGGCGAAGAAAUUCGAGUCUGGGAACUUGAAGGGAGGGUACACGGCAAGAGCAUCGAAGUCCGUCCCACCCCUAAACUUAUCACCAACAACCAAGACGGAACAGAUGAUCAUGUUAAUACUAAUACCACGACCGUCCAAUGGGAUGAACGGCGGAAUUGGGUAGGCUUUGAUGAUGAAAUGGUUAUUGUUCUUAAAGAGUCAAAAGGACGAGAGAGCCUGAUGGUCUACGACUUUACGUAAAGUUUAUACCGACGCAGAACUGAUACAGGGAGUUAAGACGUAAUUUACACCGGUAUAUGAACCGCCGUCCAGUAUAUCCGACGGGCACAUGUUGUCAAUA
Daldinia caldariorum is the source of this 2020-nucleotide messenger RNA. RefSeq lists its product as uncharacterized. Gene Ontology annotation, molecular function: protein binding. The record is from RefSeq and is a predicted model, not a curated record. Lineage: Eukaryota; Fungi; Ascomycota; Sordariomycetes; Xylariales; Hypoxylaceae. Bases 166 to 1920 code for a protein of 584 amino acids. The transcript has a single exon.